This is a messenger RNA of Mytilus californianus (California mussel), 6678 nucleotides long. RefSeq names its product condensin-2 complex subunit D3-like. NCBI's taxonomy places the organism in Eukaryota, Metazoa, Mollusca, Bivalvia, Mytilida, Mytilidae. The transcript has 45 exons. Gene Ontology annotation, molecular function: histone binding. Bases 10 to 5049 code for a protein of 1679 amino acids. The record is from RefSeq and is a predicted model, not a curated record. Gene Ontology annotation, biological process: mitotic chromosome condensation; meiotic chromosome condensation. Gene Ontology annotation, cellular component: condensed chromosome, centromeric region.
AUUCAAAACAUGGCGGACUUAGAAAGAACCUUGGAAGUUUUUACAAAAUUGUCCUUACAAAACUUUACAAAUGAUUGGGUAAAAUCUAUAUGGGAUAAUGACUUCACAGAAAUAGAUCCUUUAGACAUUGCUGUAGAGGGGGAAUUAGAAGAUAAUGGAUAUCACACUGUUACGUUUAGGAUACUACAGACUGUAUUUGAUGACUGGAAGUCGAACAAAGAAGGAAAAGAUGGAGAAGGAUUCUGGAGCGUGCUGGUUGAAAAUGAUAUUUCCCAUAAAAGUUUGAUAGCAUUGUUUGCAUAUUUAAUGGAUAUAGGGAAUAAGAAAACAUCAGGUUCUACAAAAAAAGAAGCAGGAAUUUUAUCUGCAUCAUGCUACAUCAAGAUGCUAAGCAUACCAGGAAGUAUAGCAUUCAAGGUGUUUCAUCCAGUUUUAUAUGAAAAGGCAGUAGAUAUAAUCAAAACAAUCAAUACUUUAGGAGCUGGUGGUAAAAGGAAGAGAAGUGUAUCACCAGCACCAAGCCAGAAAGGUAAAAGAGGCAGAGGAAAUAAAACCAGGAACCAGGAUCCUACUCUUAACCUUCAGGAUUUUGGAAGUGACGACGAUGAGAGUAUAGAGGAACUGGCGCCACAAGAAAUCACAGGAUUCAGAAAGUUGUUAGAAGCUUUGUUAAAGGAUUUGAUCAGUUUGUUAGAGACCACAUCACUACGCCAGUCUGAAUCAUCAGCAUAUCACACUGUUCAGAUCCUAGCCACACUCACCAGACAAGAUACAGAUACAUAUGAUGGAAAAUUUGAUCAAGGGUCAAUUCAGAGGUUAUCAAUUCCAGGACUUGCUUAUAGGGGAUUAAGUCUAUUGUGUAAACCACUACAUGGACAUGUUGGGUCAUUGGUCAAUGCUACAUGUAAAUAUCUAUUGCCUAAUCUUCUUAUGUUGAUUGGUGAUAAUAAAGUUGCUGCCCAAUCUGUACCUAAACACAUACAGGUGACAAGAGAUCAUGCUAUGUACUUUAUAAGUUCCUUAUUGAAGACUGAAGAAAGAUCAGUAAAUACAGUGAAGACACUCCUCCAACAUAUGUGUACAAAAGUUCCUGAUAAAGCUGAAUAUAGAGGGAAGGUAGCACAGUCAGUUGUCACGAUAUUACAGGAACUUCCAAACACAGCAUAUGGUCAUAUGGUUGAAUGGUUUUAUAAACUCUCUAAACAUUCUAAGAUAAACAACAGAGCCUUUGCUAUGGAGGUUGUUCUUAGUUUAUUAUCUACACCAGAAAGACAACCUGAUGAGCACAUGACACCUGAGACAGCUGUUUUUAUCAAGCAUACCUCAUUAUUGGGAAUUUUGUUAGCUAGAUGUUCCGAUGCUGCUCCUACUGUAAGAACCAGAGCUAUAUCAUCAUUUUCAACAUGUUUCUUGUCAAAAGACAAUGUUAUAAAAGAAACAUUACAGGAUAUAGUAACACCUAGAAGUAGGCUAAGAGAACAUCCUCCUCCACACCUUAUACCAACACCUGCCAUGGAAGUCAGGACACAAUCUACUACUGAUGACAAUAACACAACAAACAAUGCAGAGAAGACGGCAGAGAAUAUUCAAGGUCCAGCUGUAGAAGAUCAGACACCAAUUAAUGCCAACCAACCACCUGCUCCUGGGAAAACACCAUUCCAUGGAGUUUAUCUCACACCAUAUAAUCCAAACAUGCCUGAUGAUGAUGGUGUGACAUCCAUGUUUAGACGCAGAGCAAAAGAUCCUAAAGUCAAUGUCAGAAAGGCAGCAUUACAUGCAUUAGAGAAUAUCAUAAGAUUUCAGUGCCCUGACUACAGUAGACAGGAUUUAGAUGUUUUAGUAGAAAGAUGUCGAGAUCCAGCUCUUUCUGUACGGAAACAGUCUAUGCAGUCUUUGACUGAUUUGUUACUGGCGUUCCCUACAGAAAAACCAUUACAGAAAGCCUGGUUAGAAGGAGUGAUGCCUCUAGUUAUAGAUAGAGAGACAAGUCUACAAGAGAAAUGUAUGGACCAGUUAGAAGAAAUUGUAAUACACAAUAUCGUACCUCUUAAAAGGAUGACCAAUGAAUCACACAGACUUGCCUGGGAUGUCCUCAAUAUAAUGACCCGUUCUGAGUCGGUAGAUCUAAGGAAAUAUUUACAGAAAGCAUGUCGACAUUGGUCCAGACAGGGGAAGAUUAAAGCCACUCUUAUUUCCAAUUUACAGACUCAUGUGAACACAGAUAGCAAUGAAGUAGCUUGGAUGUUACUGGCAGAGUUAGCACCAGCUGUACCUAAAAUGUGUCAUGGCUUUGUGAUAGAGUACUGGGAGCAACAAGCUCAUACAUCUGAUGAAUAUGGUACCCUACAAAGAGUUCUCUCAGUGAUGGCAUGUUCUGCUAAAUUUUUCCCUGAUGAUAAAAGAGAUAGACUUAUUGAUUACCUAAGGAACAGAUUAUUACAGUUCAAUUCUCCUCCAGAGCUCAUAUCCAUCACCAUAGAAACCCUCUCUAAGUUGUGUGAAAGUAAAGCUGAAGCAACAAACAAGAGAUCUGAGAAAGAUGCAUGGUGUGUGGACUUACUCAAGGCUUGUGAUACCUACCUGUCACAUGUUAUAUUAGAAGAAUAUGUUGAUCCAAUAAAUGAAGAUAUGGUAGUACGACACUUAUUUACUUUGGGAGAGAUAGCACAGAUCUGUCCUGCCAAAACACCAAAGAGAAUCUUCCUUAUUGUACAGAGCAUGAUUGCUGCUCCCUGUAUUUCAGCUCCACCUUCACAUGGAUCAGUAAACAUAUCCAGUGGUUCAACAGAAAGUGUGGAGAAUUCAGAGAAGACGACCAGAGCUUCCAGUAGAGCCUCAACAAGAACUUCUACCGGCUCUGUGGGUUCUACUGAGGAUCAUACAGAGUUAACCCAGAAAACACAAUUAAGAUUCUCCCAGCAGACGCAGGGAUUCUCACAGAUACAACUUACACAAGCAUUCUCACAGUUUCAAGGAUCAAAGAUGUCAAAUAGAAUCAGAGCUUUUGCUUUCAUAGCUCUGGGUAAACUGUGUCUACAGAAUCCAGACUUGGCUAAGAAAUGUGUUGCAGCUUUAGCAAGAGAAUUGGAAACUUGCAAGGACCCUACUAUACGUAAUAAUGUAGUCAUUAUAAUGUGUGAUUUAUGUGUCAGGUACACAACCACAGCUGAUAGAUAUGUAUCUAAUAUUGCUGCCUGUCUGAAGGACGAAUCACCAUUGGUUAGGAAACAGACACUAACACUAUUUACAAGGUUACUUCAGGAAGAUUUCUUGAAAUGGAAAGGAGUAUUGUUCUUCCGUUUCAUAAUGACAUUACUGGAUUCUAAUAUAGAGAUAGCAGAUUUUGCCGAGUUCUGUCUUGUUCAUUUAUUAAUGCAGAGACACCCGACCAUGUUCUUCCAACAUUUCCUAGAAUGCAUAUUUCAUUUUAAUGCUUACGAAGAUCAUGCAACUUUCAACAAGUUUCCACAAAAUGAAAAAGAAAAGAGAAUGUUUUGUUUGAAAGGGGAUCAUAAUGCCAGCAAAAGAUUAAAGUUAUAUUUGUUUAUGUUGGAGUAUAUGACUGAUGAACACAGGUUUCAGAUGACUGCCAAAAUGGCACAAGAGAUACUUGGUGGUGUUGUUGAUGGAAUUAUACCACUGAAUGAGAAAAGCAGUGUUUUAUUGAAGGAUACAUUAGCUAUACUUAGUAGUAAGGAAAUCAAGCUAUCCUCUUUACGUGCCAAACCACAGGAAGAGAUGGCUGGUGACGAUGAAGAAAGAGCUGCUGUUGUCAUGGCAGUUGCUAAAAAGACAUUAAUCACACAGGUUGUGAAGAAAAAUGUUAUAGAAAACAUUGUGCCAAUUGUUGUCUCUCUUAAACACAUGUUAGAACAACAAAGAUCUACAGUAUUGAAAGACCUGAUGAUGUAUCUUAGAGAACUGUUAAAAGAUUAUAAAAAUGAAGUACAAGAUAUUUUAUCAGCUGACAGACAAUUAGCCACUGAGAUUGAGUUUGACCUGAGAAAGUUUGAAGAACAAGAGGAAGAGUUAGAAAGACAGAGGAAUGCAUCAAUAGUUCAGGCUACUUCACAGCCAGGAAGUCCACAUGUUUCGUCUAAACCAACCACCCCAGCUGGAUCUAAACCAGGUACACCAUCUUCUAAACCUAGCUCCCCAAGAUUAGCAGGCCAAGGAGGUUCACCUAGACUGGAGAACCAAAAAGGUUCACCUAGACCUGGGAUAUCAACAAAAAAAGUACAAAGUCCCAAAGGUGGUUCUAAACAAGCAUCAGACAAUGAUCGUUCUGUCAUGGGUCCACCUACAGUCCAAGUUGUAGGUGCUACUCCUAUGAAGACACCUGCCAGGGAAGCAUCACUUUCUACAUUAGCAAUCCUUAAUUCUGCUAGGAAGGCAUUUGAGAGAGCUCAGAAUAUUCAUGACAGUCUAUCAAAGAGUUCCACUGAAGAACCAGCUUCACGAUCGUCAGCUGAGGCACAGACAUUUGAAUCACCAUCUCUGAAGAAGACUUCUUCCAAACGCAAAUCUAUUUUGAAAGAAAAGAAAAAGAGUAAUGAUGAUGAUGAAGAAGAUGAGAGCCCACAUCUUGGAGUUAGGUUUGCAGAAGGGGUAAAGGACAAAGCCACACCUCCUAGGACCCUAAGAGGAAACCGGGCGAUAAGUACACCCUCAGGUGUAUUGAACAACAUCACUUUCCAUGCUGAUCAUAAUGUAACACUUAUACCACCGUCACCGAUCCCUACUUGUAUGCCUAUCAGAGUAUUCAGUGAUGCUUCAGAAGAAAAUGCCACUCCUGGAACACCUCAAAAAGGAACACAGGGCAGUAAAGAUACAGUUUACAUGUUCUCUCCAGAUAAACCGUUACCACGACCCAGAAAAUGGAAUAUAAAAUCACCUGCUCCAAGUAGAGGCGUUGUCAAAAAAGGAUCAUCUGAAAAUGAAGAUCCUAGUGAUGAGAAUGAGGCUGCACAAAACACAGAAGAAACAAAUAAACAAUAUACAAAACCAAGAAGUAAAACAAGACGAAGUGCUCGCUUGAGUAAAUCAUGAAAAUAUUGAGUUUAUAUAGUUAUACAUUUAUACUGUACAGAUGCUGAACACAUGCUUUUAUAUCAUGUAAUAUAUGAAGUGCUGUAUUUAAAAAAAAAUAAUUGCAUGCUAAAAUUAGAAAAAGAAAUGUAGAUUUUUUUUUAUGUAAAAAUACUGAUUAAAAUAACUGAAAAAAAUGCUUUUAGAUCAUGCUUAUUAUUUUUUUUUUUUUAAUUUACAAGAAUUUAUUUGAUAAUACUGAAUUAAAAUUACACACAAAUUGUUCUUACAUUUUCUAAUACAAGUAUAAAAAAAAUCAUGAAAUUCAUUUACUAAAAACAAAUCUUUUAGAAAAAAAAUCACAUUAAAGGGGCAUUAGCUACGACACAAAAAAAAGAUUAAAAUAUGAUUUUUUUGUUCAAUCAUUAAAUGAAAGUGAAAUAGUGAAAUAAUAAUUCGUUUUUAGCAGCCUGUUUGGUUCAAUUUUGUCAAAAUAAGCUAAGAAACAUUGCUAAUGAAUUAUUCACUUGCAAGUGAAUAAUUCGACCUCAUUGAAUCCGUAUUCAUGUGACCUUCAAUUUAACCCCUCAGCUAGAGAUGUGUUAUGAAUAAAAAAGGUGUGUUCAGCUAUUAAAAGGAAAACAAUGUCAACAUUGAAAGUGAAACAAGGGUAAACCAUUUGGUUGACUGAUUCGAUCCACAACAACUCAUUCUUAUAAAGGUAAAAACGAUGAUUAAAUAUUUUUUUAACCUAUAAUAUGAAAUCAAACAGACCUAGAUAAAUCCAAUUACAUGUGUUAGCUUUCUAUUUAUAUCUAUAUUUAUGUUUGUAUCGGGUUAUAUGACUGUCAGCAGUCUUCGGAGGUUACCUCCAUGGUUAAUUAAAUAGCAUCUAGACUAAAAUACACACGAAAUGUUGAUACAUAUUAUCGAGUCCAUGCAUCGUAAAUUGUUUUAUUUUAGACUUUUUGUAAUUUGGAUAUUCGUUUUAGUAUGUUAUUAAUCAUUGAGAAUUUGAGUCAAAUUGGUGAAGAUGAAUUUGACAGCUAAUGCCCCUUUAAAGGUUAAAAAAUAUAUUCCAAAGUAUUGCCGUUUGAUCACACUUUAAAUACUGGUAGUUCUGGUUAAAUUUGCUAAAUGUAUUAUUUAUUCCAAUUGGUGUUAAAAAAUUAUGUUCCAGCAAAUAAACAAUCAGGUUUGAUUGAUGUAGGCUGUAUGAUUACAUGUAGAGGUGAAGGUUUUCACAUUAUCCUUCUUUUGGCCUGGAAGAUAAUUGUCUCACUUGUAUUUAUACCAUAUUUCCUUUAAUACUUAUAUAUUUUACGCUGAAUUCAUUAUAUAUUUACAUGUAAUUCUUAAUAAACUGGUUUUCAUUGCUAAAAAAAGGAACCAAUAUUUAAGUCUUUUUUGUUUGUUAAUGUAACUUAGUUAUAAUUAGAGAUAAUAAGAAAUAUUUAAUUCUCAAUACUCAUUAAAUUUAAAUUUUGUUAUAUAUAAAUUUUCUUUUGUCUAUCUGUAACACCUAUAAAUUUGAAUGAUGGGUAGUAAAUAUGUAUUUACUUUUUUUAUCAUGUGGAAAUUGUUAUGUAAAAUAUAAUAAAAAGUCAUUGUGAUAUAAUAUGGUGUUUUAUAGAAAUAAAACUAAUAAUA